Chrysochloris asiatica (Cape golden mole) is the source of this 1014-nucleotide messenger RNA. RefSeq names its product DnaJ (Hsp40) homolog, subfamily C, member 17 (gene DNAJC17). Gene Ontology annotation, biological process: spliceosomal complex disassembly. The transcript is spliced from 11 exons. Lineage: Eukaryota; Metazoa; Chordata; Mammalia; Afrosoricida; Chrysochloridae. The coding region runs from base 29 to 943 and encodes 304 amino acids. Gene Ontology annotation, molecular function: RNA binding. Gene Ontology annotation, cellular component: spliceosomal complex. The record is from RefSeq and is a predicted model, not a curated record.
UAGUACGAACGGCGUCAGAGCCGAAACCAUGGCGGUGACCAAAGAGCUCUUACAGAUGGACCUGUACGCCCUGCUAGGGAUCGAUGAGAAGGCUGUGGACAAAGAGGUGAAGAAGGCCUACAGGCAGAAGGCCCUCUCCUGCCACCCAGACAAAAAUCCUGACAAUCCCAGAGCAGCUGAACUCUUCCACCAGCUUUCUCAAGCCUUAGAGGUACUGACCGAUGCAGCAGCCAGGGCUGCAUAUGAUAAGGUCAGGAAAGCCAAGAAGCAGGCAGCCGAGAGGACCCAGAAACUUGAUGAAAGAAGGAAGAAAGUGAAGCUUGACCUGGAGGCCCGAGAGCGGGAGGCCCAGGCCCACGGGAGUGAGGAGGAGGAGGAAAACCGGAGCACCCGGACGCUGGAACAGGAGAUUGAACGCCUACGAGAAGAGGGCUCCCGGCAGUUGGAGGAACAGCAGAAGCUGAUCCAGGAGCAGAUACGUCAGGAACGGGAACAGAGGUUGAAAGGAAAGGUAGAAAAUACUGAAGGCAAAAGCACUCCCAAACUAAAACUAAAAUGGAAGUGCAAGAAGGAGGAUGAGUCCAACGGUGGCUACUCCAAAGAUGUCCUCCUGCGGCUUUUUCAGAAGUAUGGUGACGUUCUCAACCUGGUGCUUUCCAGGAAGAAGGCAGGCACAGCAGUGGUGGAGUUUUCGACCAUUAAGGCUGCAGAGCUGGCUGUCCAGAACGAGGUGGGCCUGGUCGAGAACCCUCUGAAGAUUUCCUGGUUGGAAGGACGGCCCCAGGGCACGGUGGGCCUUGGCCACCCAGGACUGUCACAGGGCUCAGUACUAUCGGAGAGGGACUAUGAGAGUCUCGUCAUGAUGCGCAUGCGCCAGGCAGCUGAGCGGCAGCAGUUGAUCGCCCAGAUGCAACAGGAGGAUGAGGAGGGGCCGCCCACGUAGCACCCCCCGCCCGCACCCCUCUUUCCAGUUCCGCCCAUUUUAUAGCCAUCACCAAUAAACUUUUUUUUUUU